Messenger RNA from Platichthys flesus (European flounder), 3418 nucleotides. RefSeq names its product junction plakoglobin a (gene jupa). Lineage: Eukaryota; Metazoa; Chordata; Actinopteri; Pleuronectiformes; Pleuronectidae. Gene Ontology annotation, biological process: positive regulation of transcription by RNA polymerase II; cell adhesion. The transcript has 16 exons. The record is from RefSeq and is a predicted model, not a curated record. Gene Ontology annotation, molecular function: cadherin binding; alpha-catenin binding; transcription coactivator activity. Bases 190 to 2349 code for a protein of 719 amino acids. Gene Ontology annotation, cellular component: adherens junction; catenin complex.
CAGCAGCAGCAGUAGCAGUACCGAGCGGAGCUGGAGGGAAGAGGACACACACACACGCAUACACACACACACAAACGAGACUGAACCGUCCCGAGGAAACACAGCACUGACCUGGGAUUUAACACAACCUCUCCGUGUGGUUCGACAGUUUUCUUUUUGUUGUGGUGAGAACGGGAGAAGAGGAUAACCAUGCAAAUGGCUGGUCUUGACGGCAUGGUGAAGGUGGCCAAUUGGCAGGACACAAUGUAUGGCAUAGACUCGGGCAUCCAGUCCGGAGCCAACACAGUCAAAGACGAAGGCGAAUACACCACCAGCAAGCACUACACCAUGACCAGCACUGUCACCAGUGAACAGCCUGAAACCCAAUACAGUCUAACCAGAGCUCAGCGGGUGCGGGCUGCAAUGUUCCCAGAGACUUUGGAGGAAGGCAUGACCAUCUUGUCGACUCAGACGGACCCGUCCCAGAUGACAAAUGUCCAGCGGCUGGCCGAGCCCUCCCAGAUGCUCAAGACCGCCAUCAUCCAUCUGAUCAACUACCAGGAUGACGCCGAGCUGGCCACACGCGCCGUGCCCGAGCUCACCAAACUGCUCAAUGAUGAAGACCAGGUGGUGGUCAGCAAGGCAGCGCAGAUUGUCAACCAGCUUACACGCAAAGAGGCCUCUCGCCGUGCGCUGAUGCAGUCCCCUCAGAUGGUGGCGGCAGUGGUGCGGGCCAUGCAAAACACCAGUGACAUGGAGACCGCUCGGGCCACCGCCAGCAUCCUCCACAACCUGUCCCACCAGAGAGAGGGCCUGCUCUCCAUCUUCAAGUCUGGGGGCAUCCCUGCUCUUGUUCGCAUGCUCAGUUCUCCCAUGGAGUCUGUGCUCUUCUACGCCAUCACCACGCUCCACAACCUGCUGCUGCACCAGGAGGGAGCUAAGAUGGCCGUGCGUCUGGCUGAUGGCCUGCAGAGGAUGGUUCCCCUGCUGAAGAAGAGCAACCCCAAGUUCCUGGCAAUCACCACCGACUGUCUGCAGCUUCUGUCCUACGGCAACCAGGAGAGCAAGCUGAUCAUCCUGGCCAACGGGGGUCCCGAGGGUCUAGUUCAAAUCAUGAGAAACAACAGCUAUGAGAAGCUGCUGUGGACCACAAGCCGUGUGCUCAAAGUGCUUUCUGUGUGCCCCAGCAACAAACCCGCCAUUGUGGAGGCUGGUGGGAUGCAGGCUCUGGGAAAACACCUCACAGGUGCUAGCCAGCGUCUGAUGCAGAACUGCCUGUGGACCCUCAGGAACCUGUCUGACGCUGCUACCAAGCAGGAGGGUAUGGACAGCCUCCUGCAGGAGCUGGUGGGCCUGCUCAGCUCAGAUGACAUCAACAUGCUAACGUGUGCCACCGGCAUCUUGUCUAACCUCACGUGCAACAACGCCCACAAUAAAACCCUGGUCACCCAGAGCAAUGGCGUUGAGGCACUGAUCCAUGCCAUACUGCGCGCUGGUGAGAAGGAGGAUGUGACCGAACCGGCCGUGUGCGCCCUGCGCCACCUCACUUCAAGGCACCAGCAUGCCGAGAUGGCGCAGAAUGCUGUGAGGAGUCACUACGGCAUCCCCGCCAUCGUCAAGCUGCUCAACCAGCCCUACUACUGGCCCGUCAUCAAGGCUGCGGUCGGCCUGAUCCGCAACCUGGCCCUCUGCCCAGAGAACCAGGCCCCUCUGAGGGACGCGGGAUCCAUCCCCUGCCUCGUCAACCUGCUGCUCAAAGCUCACCAGGACGCGCAGAAACAUGGCUCAUCCGCCCAGCAGACAUACCAGGAUGGAGUGAGGAUGGAGGAGAUUGUUGAGGGCUGCACAGGAGCACUGCACAUCCUGGCCAGAGAUCCCAUCAACAGAGCAGAGAUCGCCAACAUGCAGACCAUUCCACUCUUUGUGCAGCUGCUCUACUCUCCAGUGGACAACGUGAAGCGUGUGGCGGCUGGCGUCCUGUGCGAGCUGGCCCUGGACAAACAAUCAGCAGAGGUCAUCGACAGCGAGGGGGCGUCGGCUCCACUGAUGGAGCUGCUGCACUCCAAUAACGAGGGCAUCGCCACGUACGCUGCAGCUGUGCUCUUCAGAAUCUCUGAGGACAAGAACCUUGACUACAAGAAGCGAGUGUCUGUGGAACUCACCCACUCCCUGUUCAAACACGACCCCCAGGCCUGGGAGAUGGCUGCCAACAGUGUCCCCAUGGAUGCACACUAUCCAGAUGAGCUGGAUGGUGGUUUCCAAGGUUACGGGGCAUAUCCACCUGACAUGGAGGGCAUGGAGGGAAAUAUGAUGGCUGAUGAAUACGCACCCAGCAACUACGAGAGACAGCAGCAGCAGUACCCUUAUUAAAGACGCAGAAGAAAGAGAGAAGUGACAGAGGAGGUGACAUUGGACAUAAUGGGACAAAGAAGAAGAGAAUAUAGAGAUUCCAGUAGAGCUGCUUCCCUCUGCUCUCAGCCUGAUGUAAUAUAUGCAAUUAUCGCAGAGUAUGGACUCAUAAUCUUAACAGGGCUCUACUUUGUUUUAUAGCCUAAUCUUUCUGAUUAUAAUUCUGACGAUGGCAAAGCUUGUAGGUUUCUGUUAGAGAACCUUCUGAGAGAGAGAGAGAGAGAGAGAGAGAGCGAGAGAGUGUCUGUGUGUGUGUGUGCCUGUGCGUAUGUGUGUGUGUUUGUGCUUUUGGGUGGGUAUUCUAUGCCAAAGAGAUUUUAUUUUGUGACGAUAAUCAUGUAGCUUCCUCUUUUUUUCUUUUUUUUAUACGAAAAAAAACACACAAAAAACAGAAUAAUAGUUGAAAACACUGCCAGAGGUGGCUCAACGUGCUCGGUGCACCUGCUCACCGCUCUUUCUCUCUCUUCUUUUCUUUCUUAAUGCCUUUGUAACGAACGCUGCUGUCUGUGCUGCGGUUUUGACGCUAUAUUCUUUCAACUUUCUCUGCCGCUGUGACCCAGGAGUCUCAUAAGAGUUGGUUAACACAGAGUCGUUCUUCUUCUCGGGCACUAAUUCAGUAGGAGUGAACAAACGGGGGGGGCGUCGUGGACGAAAGCGUGAGAGAGCAGUGUAUGGCUGCAUCCACUGUGGCGUCAUCAGCUGAUUAUUAAGUGAACAGGAUGGUUGUCCCGUGUUUUUUAUGAAUUGUUUCUCAUCUUUUAUAAGUUAUUUACUGGAUAACGUUACCAGAAUAUUAACACGUUUGAUUAGAAACUGAACUUAAAGAGGUGAUCUUUUGUGACUUUAAUGAUUAGCAGGACAACAGUGUGGGUAACGUGUUUUUAAAGAAUUGUCUAAUGGAUGAGAUAGUGAAGUUGGGGACGGCCCUACAGCUAGAGAAAAAACUACUGACAGGGAAAUUUGUCUUUCUACUUAAUAAGAGUUUUUACUGAAAUUUUGUUUAAUAAAAAUAAAGGAUAUAUUAAGCAUA